This is a messenger RNA of Truncatella angustata, 480 nucleotides long. RefSeq names its product DAD family-domain-containing protein. The record is from RefSeq and is a predicted model, not a curated record. The transcript has 3 exons. Gene Ontology annotation, cellular component: oligosaccharyltransferase complex; membrane. The coding region runs from base 1 to 480 and encodes 159 amino acids. NCBI's taxonomy places the organism in Eukaryota, Fungi, Ascomycota, Sordariomycetes, Amphisphaeriales, Sporocadaceae. Gene Ontology annotation, biological process: protein N-linked glycosylation.
AUGGCGAAGAAGGCUGCCCCGAGCAGCGCCGCCCCGUCGGCCCCCUCCACAGGCACCGCGACGCCCAUACAGACGACGACGAACACCAUUGGGACGCCGAGCGCUGCUCCUGCCGUCCCAAAGAAGAUCGGUACCGCCAGCAGCAACCGAUGGGACCAGAUCGCCCUGAACAUCGUCGAAUACUACCAGAAGAACACCCCGCAGCGGACCAAGCUGAUCGACGUCUUCAUGGUUUUCCUGGUCGCCGUUGGUGGAUUGCAGUUCCUGUACUGCAUCCUGGCCGGUAACUAUCCGUUCAACGCCUUCUUGUCGGGUUUCGGAGCCACGGUUGGCCAAUUCGUUCUCACAGCAUCCCUCCGAAUCCAGACCACCGAAGCAAACAAGCCGGAAUUCCCAGCAGUUUCACACGAGAGAGCAUUCGCCGAUUAUGUUGUCGGCAGUCUGAUCUUGCACUUCUUCGUCAUCAACUUCAUAAACUAA